Messenger RNA from Centruroides sculpturatus (bark scorpion), 1290 nucleotides. Its product is annotated as cytochrome P450 3A19-like. The transcript is spliced from 9 exons. Bases 7 to 1146 code for a protein of 379 amino acids. NCBI's taxonomy places the organism in Eukaryota, Metazoa, Arthropoda, Arachnida, Scorpiones, Buthidae. The record is from RefSeq and is a predicted model, not a curated record. Gene Ontology annotation, molecular function: monooxygenase activity; iron ion binding; heme binding.
CCAUUAAUGAGUGAAGCCAUUGAAACUUUAUUUAAUAAUAUAAAGAUAAAUGCAGAAAAAAAUAAAACAUUUGAUAUUUAUAAUAUGUAUGCAAGGCUCACCAUGGAUGUUAUAGGGAGAACAGCUUUCGGAAUAAGAACAGAUGUCCAAAAAAAUCAAAAUGAUCUCUUUUUCUUGAAUUGUAAAGCCAUGUUUCAAAAUCCUCUAGAUUUGUUUAGCAUACGUAUAAAAAUAUGUUUUCCUGAAUUGAUGAUCUUUGCUGAUACAAUUACUGUCAUACAAGAUAUGAUAAAUAUGAUAAGAGAAAAACCAUCAGGCAGAGGUCUUCUUUCUAUGGUUUCUGAAGUCAUUAAAAUAAGAAGAAAAGAUGCUACAACAAAACGGCAAGAUUUGUUACAACUCAUGAUUGAUGCUAAUAUGUCUGUUCAGGAUAUGAAAUCUAUUAAAAAUGAUAAUUUAAUGAUUUCUGAAGACUCUGAGUCUGAUGCAAUUUCAAGUUCAACAUCCAAGGGACUGAAACGAUAUAUGACUGAUGAAGAAAUUAAAGCAAAUGCAAUAAUAUUCCUUUUAGCAGGGUAUGAAACAACAAGCACAGCAUUAAGUUUUAUCACUUAUCUUCUUGCUAUUCAUCAAGAUGUGCAAGAGAAAUUAAGGAAUGAAAUAAAUGAAGUUGUUGAAGACGAGACUAAACUGGAUUAUAAUGCUAUUUCUAAGAUGAAAUUUUUAGAUCAAGUAAUUUCAGAAUCACUUAGACUAUACAGUCCUUCACUUACAUUCGUUACAAGAACAACAAAUAGAGACAUAAAAUAUAAAGAUUACUUAAUUCCAAAAGGCUUAGGAAUUCAAAUAGCACUUUGGUCUUUGCAUCAUAAUCCAGAAUAUUGGCCAGAUCCAGAAAAGUUCAUGCCAGAGAGAUUUUCUUCAGAAAACAAAUCUAAAAUUCAACCAAUGUCAUAUCAACCAUUUGGUUCUGGACCAAGAAAUUGUAUUGGAAUGAGAUUUGCACAAUUAGAAGUAAAAAUGGCAAUUGCCAGAAUCAUAAAAUCAUACAAAUUAAUUACAGAAGAGAAGGAAUUAAAAAUAGCAUAUUCAUUUGUGACAUCUCAUCCUAAGCAUGGAGUUAAAAUCAAAGCUGUACCUGUCUAAAUUGUUUCCAAUAGUAUACAAAAAAGCAACAUUGCUAACAAUUGCUGUAAAGAUAAUUUUUUAAAAAUUAUUGAUAAUAUAUGUAACUAUUGUGUAAUUGUCAAAAAUAUUUAAUAAAUAUCAAAUCAUUAAUUAAUAAAGCAU